CGCCGUUCUGUCUGCUCCAUACCCCACCGAGCCGAAUGGUCUUAUCCAAUCCCUCGCUGGCCAAUUCCCAAUCUUCUAUCGGCAUUGAACUUCACCGGGAAAUUCCUCUGGCGCAUCCUAUCCGUACAAACCACAAGCAAACGCCGACGACGACGAAGAACCUCUUUCCUCCCGCCGAUAGACUGACCAAUUUUUCCUUACCUUUCCCAAUCCUACAGACAAACACGAGAACUCGAGUCAAAAUGCAUCCUCACCUGCACACCAAGGACAACUUCGAGUGCGAAGACAUCAUGGUCGCCCUCGAAGAGUGCCACGCAAAGGGCUUCAUGUUCAAGUCCCUCGGCGGCUGCAACGACGCAAAGGAUAAAGUCAGCGAGUGCCUCCGCGGCGCGCGCGCGAGGCGCACCGAGGCGAACCGGGCCGCUGCGAGGGCGAAGAGGGAGGAGCGCGAGAACCGGAUAAAGGAGCUGAACAAGUCGCUCGGUCUCGAUUAGAUCUACGGGGAACAGUGAUCCUUGAAGCGAACGACACGAACGAACCUCUCUGGUCUGCCGGCCGUCGAGACGAUGGGCCAGACCGGGCAUUGUAUUAUAUCACGAACACUCGCAACUACAUCCAUUUUUGGCGACGGCAUGGAGCGGGACGGAGGAAUACCAAAAUUACCAAAGGGUUUGGCGUCCUAUAAGGGAACAAAAGAUUGUACCAUGUACUGUAUCAAAAUCGGUCUGAACCAGCGGAGAGGAAAAAGACAGCAAGG
Molecule: messenger RNA, 757 nt
Organism: Colletotrichum godetiae
Lineage: Eukaryota; Fungi; Ascomycota; Sordariomycetes; Glomerellales; Glomerellaceae
Exons: 2
Coding region: 36-494 (152 amino acids)
Cellular component (GO): mitochondrion
Source: RefSeq, a predicted model, not a curated record